AUGUCGCGUCAACCGGAAGAGGGUUCACUUGACAAAGUCGUGACCGAAUCAUGCCAAUUACCGUACUGGAUCUACAAUACGAGCAUGCUUGAGCAGAAUGAUGUGCACUGCAGUUCGCAUGGCACUGAUUGCUUGGGAAGGUUCGGCAACGCUGAAUCUGCUGUGUGCAGUACAGUGUCACGCAUUUCAGCUGUCGCCCAUUACGGCAAAGCAUUGGUCCAGGAUAGCCAUCAUACGUUGACAGCACAACUACGACUCGGAGGUAUCUCUUGGGAACCCAAACCCAUCUCUAUAUCCGAUUAG
This is a messenger RNA of Plenodomus lingam JN3, 303 nucleotides long. RefSeq lists its product as uncharacterized. The record is from RefSeq and is a predicted model, not a curated record. Lineage: Eukaryota; Fungi; Ascomycota; Dothideomycetes; Pleosporales; Leptosphaeriaceae.